GGGGAGGAGGGGGAGGAGGGGUGUUAUUUUCCUGUUCAUCACCGGCAGUAUCCGGACCCGUGCAGACACAGACAGCCUGCGGAUGCUGACCGAAGGAUGCGAUAGGUUUGGGGGCUGCUACUGGAGUGACGUAUCUUGUUUUGUAUUUCUGCAGCGAGACGAGCCGCUAGAGUGCGUCAGAUAAGGUGGGAGAAAAAAUGGUAUAAAAAAACAAAGCAGGUCCUCUUUGUUACAGACAACAAUAGUCCGUUUCUUCUCCAGAAAACCAGCAGGAUCUGCUCUAUACUCUCUCAGUUCCAGGUCCAGUGUGCUGAGGUUUCGCCUCUUUAAGGACACUUCUGCAAACAGACAGUGUGAAUGCAUGAAGUCAUGUAUUGGCCGGUGGGACAGCAGAGACAAAGCAGCAGCGGUUGACUAUGCGCAGACAUACUGUGACCUGCUCAAGAUCUGCUUACGAGUCUUUAUGGGCUUACUGCCACGGAUGACAUCAAGAGAGAGAGAGAGAGGGGUGAUGCAAUUUGGUGAAAGCUGUCACUUUUGAUUCACAACUGAGGCCUUGAUUAAUGCGUCUCUAGGCAGCAGGCUGGAGAUCACUGAGGCCUUUGUAAACAAACACAUUUCAGCAUUAACGGGGAGUGACGCGUUUCUGCCGGUUGAUGCUCUUGUCUCUGACGCUUUUCCUGUGGAGACUCUACCGACGUUUCUCCAUCAUGUUCAGCUCGGAACGACUGACGGUCCCGGAAUAUGUCAGCCGGCUGCAGAGAGGAAGGAGCGGAUCUGGAUCCGGCUCCGGCUCCGGCUCCGAACCCAAAGCGGUCUCUCCAGGCAUCAAUGCCGACGUCCAGGCGGUUCUGGCCACCUCCAUCCCCGCCCUGCGCUCCGCCAUCAGGCGGCUGAAGUCGUCUCAUGAAACCUCUGAUUCGGAUGAGACCCGCAGGGCCAUCGCAGAGCUCUUCCAGCUGGUGGAGGAAGCCUGGGCUUUGCCCGCUGCGGGCCGUCAAGUGGCGGAGGAGAUCUGCAACAGGAUCCGGCUGGAUGGAGGCCUAGAGCUGCUGCUACAGCUUCAGCAGACACCUGCUGUGGAGAUCACCUAUGAGUCUGCAAAACUGUUGGAGCAGAUACUGAUCUCAGAGAACAGAGAUUAUAUAGCACGAAUGGGUCUGGGUGUCGUCCUCAACCUGACGCGACAUCAGGAAGAUGCGCAGCUGGCUCGCAGCGUCUCGGGGAUCCUGGAGCACAUGUUCAAACACAGCGAGGAGACGUCCGUCCACCUCAUCUCCAACGGUGCCCUGGAUGCCCUGCUCUUCUGGUGCCGAGGUACGGAUCCCACCGUGCUGCGCCACUGUGCUGUGGCACUAGCAAACUGUGCCAUGUACGGAGGCCACCGCUGCCAGCGAUUGAUGAUCGAGAAACAGGCAGCCGAGUGGCUUUUCCCGCUGGCCUUUUCCAAAGAGGAUGAACUCAUUCGCUUCUACGCGUGUCUGGCUGUGACAGUGUUAGCUGCAAACCGAGAAAUUGAGAAAGAGGUGGUGAAAUCUGGAACCUUGGAGCUGGUGGAGCCAUUCAUUGCUUCUUUGGAUCCGGAUGACUUUGCCCGCAGUUUGUUGGACAGUGCAGACUGCAUGCAGGGUAAGACAGCAGCUGAUCUGCAGCAUCUUUUGCCAUUACUGGAUGGCACGAGAGUGGAGGGAAAGUGCAUUGCAGCCUUUUACCUUUGUGUUGAGACCAGCAUCAAGUCUCGUCAGCGCAACACUAAGAUAUUUCAAGAGAUCGGAGCGGUGCAGAGCCUCAAAACAAUUGUCAUGUACUCCAGUAAUGGCACAGCCUGUGCCCUCGCCAAGCGGGCACUGAGCAUGAUGGGGGAGGAAGUGCCGAAGCAUAUCCUGCCAUGUGUGCCCAACUGGAAAACCUGUGAAGUGCUGACCUGGCUGCAGCAGGUUGGCUUCAGUGCCUACUGUGACCGUUUCCAGGAGCUCCAGGUGGAUGGAGACCUCCUGCUGAACAUCACAGACCAGGAACUGUGCGCUGAUCUUGGCAUGACUGCAAGCCUCACUCGCAAGAGGUUUUUGAGAGACUUGCGUGUGUUGAAGACGUAUGCCAACUACUCCACAUGUGACCCAAACAAUAUGGCUGACUGGUUAGUUAUGGUGGACCCUCGUUUCCGUCAGUACACCUAUGGCCUGGUCCAGUCAGGCGUGGAUCGCAACAUUGUCCAGAGCCUGACCGAUCUGCAGCUCCAACACGACUGCCACAUAGACAACGGCGUCCACAGAGCCAGGAUACUCUCUGCCAACCGCAGGCCCUUAAAACCGUGCCACACAGAUGCCCUGCCUGCAGGGCCCGACGUCUUCAUCAGCUAUCGUCGGACCACCGGCUCCCAGCUGGCCAGUCUUCUGAAGGUGCACCUGCAGGUUCGAGGAUACAGUGUCUUCAUAGAUGUGGAGAAGCUGGAGUCCGGUAAAUUCGAGGACAAACUGAUCCAGAGCGUACAGCGGGCACGUAACUUCAUCCUGGUCCUGUCCGCCAACGCGCUCGACAAGUGCAUGGGUGACACUGCCAUGAAGGAUUGGGUGCAUAAGGAGAUAGUCACAGCCUUGGCCGGUAAGAAGAACAUAGUUCCUGUCACAGAUCAAUUUAUGUGGCCCGAUCCCAUGUCGCUGCCGGAGGACAUGAGAGCAAUCCUGAACUUCAAUGGUAUCAAAUGGUCCCAUGAAUAUCAGGAGGCCACGAUCGAGAAGAUCCUACGCUUCCUGAAAGAACACCAAGACCAAACCGACGGCACAGACGCCUCCAAAGAGCAGAAAAAGAAAUAAACUGACAUAAACAGUUUGAUAGCUAAAUUUAAACAAAGCCAGCCAAACACAACAUGGCCCACGGUGAACGGGCCAGCAGCUUUCCCUGCUCUGCUCAAAUGCAUGUGAAGUCAAUUUGAUGUUAAGCUUACAUGCUCACACAAAGACCUAAUAUAAAUAGACCUAAUAUAUAACAAUAAAUACAAAUCAAAAGGGGAUUUUCUGAUUGUACAGAAUAAACUGUAAGCCUAUAAUCCUAGUACCCUCAUACUGCUGUUAAUGUAUAAUCAGGAACAGAAUAUACGCCUUCUGUCUCUCAGGAAAAUAACUGUGAUAGAUCAGCCGUUAUUGGCACCCCAGCAAAAUCACCAAUAGCAAUGUCUGAAGCAUCCGCUCAUCACAAACGUUAUAUGCAACCAUCUUUUGUUCAACUCGUAUACUGUACAUUCAUAAGACCAAAGCAGGUCUCUGACUUUGCUGACAUAAAUAUUUUUAUGUUUUGGUUGUGAUGCAUUGAAUAGAACAUGAUGGGAGUAUCCACGGUGGGCAUUAUCUAAGCUAGAGGCAUGACAUACAGAUAUAAAUGAGCUACAAGCUGUAAAAAUGCACCCAACAUUUAACCAAAUACGGAUUUAAGGAGUGUACAGGCAACAAAAAUGCACAUGUAGUAUUAAACGUUUCCUUCCGACUGUAUUAUCAAUGUUGAAUUGACAUACAUGAACUACAGUAGUCAAAAACUGUUGACUCCUUGAAAAUGAUUCUGUCUUGUAGACUGCUGUUACAACAUACUGUAAUACAUAAAACUAUCAUUUCAUACUGUUGACUGGAGGUUUCAUUUACCACAGUGUUAAGCCUGAUAAGUCAUUAUUUGUGUGCUUUGCAAUUCAUACGGUCAUGUAGUCAUCAAGAUGUGUUGGACACAUGUUGUGUUGUAGAAUGAUACUCCUGUAGCCUGAAUGAAACUGCUGUUUUGCAGGGCUUUUAUCUGAUCUUGCCUUAAUGUUGUUUGCAUUUUAAGUUCACCUCAUUGCAUUUAUUAAAUAAGCUUUUUUUUUUCAAAAAAGUAGGACAGGAUUUUUUUUGUGUGAUGUUUUUUAAUGCUC
Anarrhichthys ocellatus (wolf-eel) is the source of this 3895-nucleotide messenger RNA. It is a transcript of the gene sarm1, whose product is annotated as sterile alpha and TIR motif containing 1. Gene Ontology annotation, molecular function: protein binding; signaling adaptor activity; NAD+ nucleosidase activity. Gene Ontology annotation, cellular component: dendrite. Gene Ontology annotation, biological process: negative regulation of MyD88-independent toll-like receptor signaling pathway; signal transduction; response to axon injury. The transcript has 8 exons. Lineage: Eukaryota; Metazoa; Chordata; Actinopteri; Perciformes; Anarhichadidae. The coding region runs from base 657 to 2813 and encodes 718 amino acids. The record is from RefSeq and is a predicted model, not a curated record.